UAGGUUUCUAGAGGGGCUCAUGUUGUCAUGCAUGGAGCGGUGGUUUUGGACUCUGGUGUGCAUUGUGUGAGGUGUCAGUUGAGGGAUUUACGGGGCCUCACCAGCUCACCUCCACCAAAGAAAGAUCCCUAGUACUAGUAGUCUAUAUAUAUAUAGGAUAUAUAGGAGAAAUUCUUUGUCAGGACUGAAGAACUGAACGAGAAGAGGGACCGAAGAGGACACAGGAGAGGGAUCCGCUCAACAUUGGAGCUCAAUCUGAUGUACAGAUGGAGUACUCUGUGAUGCCCCAAUCUCUGAAUGUUCAGAGUUGAAACAGAUGGUUGAUUCUCUUUCUCUCAUGUGAGUGAACAACUUCUUAGCCCCAAAAAAAUCAAUUCUCUGAAACAUGGGUGACAUUCCCGAGCCAGAAGCUGCCAUGGCCGUGCCGGAGCCGUCGUCCAGCCUCGCACUUCGAGUCUUCUACCUGAGGGUGAGCAGGUGCGAGGUCGACGAGUCCAUGCUGGGCACUCUCACGCUCACCCACACCCCGCUCACUCCUGACACCAUCCUGGACUUGAGCGGCGCCGACCGCCACCCAGGCAUCAUCAGCAACGGCAACGGCAAGGGCAGCAGCGUAUCCUUCUCCCUCCGCCGAGAUCGCGUGGACAAGAGAUCGGAGGAAGCCACCUUCGUGUGCACGGCGACCGUCAGGGUGUCCGGCAGCGUGCGGUUCGAGGUCCAGAGCAAGGACGAGAGGAUCCUCGUCGGGAUUCUGGAGGCGUGCGACUGCGACGUGGACGACAGCAAGGGCGCCGGCACCACCAAGAGCUGGGUGAUGAAGUGCCAGGUGCCGACGCAGCGCGGCUCGGGGUUCCUGAGGUGCGGCUGCGGCGGGGAGAGGGACACGAACACGAAGCCGCCCGUGGUGGAGGUGUACGUCGCGGGCGUGUUCCGGGACACGCCGGUCGUGUUCACCAAGGCCAUGCAGCUGCGGUUCAGGCGGCGGCGCCAGGUGAAGGCGUUCAUGGACCCGAUUCCAGAGUGCGGCGAGCAGAUGGAGGACAUGAAAGAAACGCCUCCCAACCAUCACCCAGAGGAAUCGGAUUAUUACAGGUGCUACAAGCCCGACCCGGACGAGGACAGCCUCUACACGAGGUCGGACGGGGUUGACGACGGCGAGGAGUACAGCGAGCUGUCAUGGUUCACCGCCGGCGUGAGGGUCGGCGUCGGCAUCAGUCUGGGUAUCUGCCUCGGCGUCGGCGUCGGCGCCGGCCUCCUGGUCCGUUCGUACCAGUCCACCUCCAGGACCCUGAAGCGGCGGCUCAUCUCAAACCUGCUCUGAAACGACCACAUUGUGAGCACUUAUCCGGAGGCUGCAAGACUUCUCCUACUGAUGAUGAUGAUGAAAAACACGAUAGUAUGUAGAUGCUGAAACAUUGUGCGGUGUGCCGAAUGCACCUAAUUUAGUACUCGACUGCUCGUAGUAUUGUACUACCCUUGUGCAGUUGGUAUGGUGUAUUGUUGGCGGCAUGUGUGACAGUGCCAUGGUGAUGCUGCCGUGCUGCCUCUUCCGACGACAACGAGGCGGCGCACACUGGCAGCAAGCGCCUGCGUUUUCAGGAGAAUUACAUCACGUGUGGCGUGUGUGUUCUGUUCUGACUUCCGACGGAGCUGCCUUGAGACGUUGGCCUCGGCCAACCGUCGGAGCCCACAAGCAGAGAGGAAUAUAGGCUCUUCGUCCCAAAGGUUUAGAAAUCA
This is a messenger RNA of Sorghum bicolor (sorghum), 1737 nucleotides long. RefSeq lists its product as uncharacterized. The record is from RefSeq and is a predicted model, not a curated record. NCBI's taxonomy places the organism in Eukaryota, Viridiplantae, Streptophyta, Magnoliopsida, Poales, Poaceae. Bases 386 to 1321 code for a protein of 311 amino acids. The transcript has 3 exons.